Brachypodium distachyon (stiff brome) is the source of this 1643-nucleotide messenger RNA. RefSeq names its product aspartyl protease 25. The transcript has a single exon. Bases 101 to 1399 code for a protein of 432 amino acids. NCBI's taxonomy places the organism in Eukaryota, Viridiplantae, Streptophyta, Magnoliopsida, Poales, Poaceae. Gene Ontology annotation, molecular function: aspartic-type endopeptidase activity. Gene Ontology annotation, biological process: proteolysis. The record is from RefSeq and is a predicted model, not a curated record.
CCAUCACACCCUCCACUCACUCUCUCACUUCACAGAGUCACAGUGACCGACACUCUCCCUACCUAAGCUAGCUAGCCAGCCGAAGCCAAGCUCCCACGCCAUGGCGGCCACCAGAAUCCCGCUCAUCCUCCUCCUCGCAAUCGCCACCAUUGCGGCGGCGGCCGACCUGUCCGUGUACCACAACGUGCACCCACCGUCCAGCUCCCCGCUGGAGUCCAUCAUCGCGCUGGCCCGCGAGGACGACGCGCGCCUCCUCUUCCUCUCCUCCAAGGCGGCCUCCACGGGGGUCUCCUCGGCGCCGGUCGCGUCGGGCCAGAGCCCGCCGUCCUACGUGGUCCGGGCCGGGCUAGGGUCCCCGGCCCAGCCCAUCCUCCUCGCCCUCGACACCAGCGCGGACGCCACCUGGGCGCACUGCUCCCCGUGCGGCACGUGCCCCAGCAGCGGCAGCCUCUUCGCCCCGGCCAACUCCACCUCCUACGCCCCCCUCCCUUGCUCCUCCACCAUGUGCACGGUCCUCCAGGGCCAGCCCUGCCCGGCCCAGGACCCCUACGACAGCUCGGCCCCGCUGCCCAUGUGCGCCUUCACCAAACCUUUCGCCGACGCCUCCUUCCAGGCCUCCCUUGCCAGCGACUGGCUGCACCUGGGCAAGGACGCCAUCCCCAACUACGCCUUCGGGUGCGUCAGCGCCGUGUCCGGGCCGACGGCCAACCUCCCGAAGCAGGGGCUCCUGGGCCUGGGCCGCGGGCCCAUGGCUUUGCUAUCCCAGGUCGGGAACAUGUACAACGGCGUCUUCUCCUACUGCCUGCCCAGCUACAAGUCCUACUACUUCUCCGGCUCGCUCCGCCUCGGCGCCGCCGGCCAGCCCAGGGGCGUGCGGUACACGCCGAUGCUUAAGAACCCAAACCGCUCUUCGCUCUACUACGUGAACGUGACGGGCCUCAGCGUGGGCCGGGCCCCUGUCAAAGUGCCGGCGGGCUCGUUCGCGUUCGACCCGGCCACGGGGGCCGGCACGGUGGUGGACUCCGGCACGGUGAUCACCCGGUGGACGCCGCCCGUGUACGCGGCGCUGCGGGAGGAGUUCAGGCGCCACGUGGCGGCGCCGAGCGGGUACACGUCGCUGGGCGCGUUCGACACGUGCUUCAACACGGACGAGGUGGCGGCCGGCGUGGCGCCCGCCGUGACGGUCCACAUGGACGGCGGCCUCGACCUGGCGCUGCCGAUGGAGAACACGCUCAUCCACAGCAGCGCCACGCCGCUGGCGUGCCUGGCCAUGGCCGAGGCGCCGCAGAACGUCAACGCCGUCGUCAACGUCCUCGCCAACCUGCAGCAGCAGAACCUCAGGGUCGUCUUCGACGUCGCCAACUCCCGCGUCGGCUUCGCGAGGGAGUCCUGCAACUAAUCGGUCAUCUACCCCGGCUUGUGCAAUAAGGGGACGUGAUUAAGUGGCAUAUCGAAUUAAGUUCGUGACGGGUGUGUUCUGUGUGUGUGUUUCGUACGUGUCGAUAGGACUCGCUAGGGACCGGAUUACUCGGAACUAUUACUGCUGUACUGUGUGAGAUUUGUCAUUGUCUGUUGCAUUGGUUGAUUUGCAGGUGUUCGAUCACGACUUGAAAUGAAAUGAAGAAAGUUACCGUGCAGAUACA